Molecule: messenger RNA, 2525 nt
Organism: Manihot esculenta (cassava)
Lineage: Eukaryota; Viridiplantae; Streptophyta; Magnoliopsida; Malpighiales; Euphorbiaceae
Product: probable galactinol--sucrose galactosyltransferase 2
Exons: 14
Coding region: 58-2445 (795 amino acids)
Source: RefSeq, a predicted model, not a curated record
UCAACAAUUCCUUUUUAUUUCCAACGGUCAAAUUAACCAACCUUCACAGAACUCUCCAUGGCGCAACCCACCUUGAACAUGAACAUCACCAUGGCCAUUAGCAUGUUCUCUGGGCCUAGGCAAUCCAAUGCCCCUUUCUCAUCUUCAUUUCUAAUCCCUUCUAAUUCUUCAAGUCUUCUCUUACAUACAACUCUGCUGCGUCUUAAUAAGACGAAUCCCAAUAAAUGGAGGCAUUCCAUGUUUAUCAGUACAAAACCUGCCUUGAAAGAUGGUAUUCUUACUGUUAAUGGAAAGCCUGCAAUUGCUGGAGUUCCUGACAAUGUUUUUCUCACCCCAUUGACUGAAUCUUCUGCGUACCUGGGGGCUUCUUCUACAGAGAGCAGUUCUCGACAUGUGUUCAAGCUUGGAGUUGUUCGCGAUGCCAGGUUAUUAUCUCUGUUUAGAUUCAAACUUUGGUGGAUGAUUCCACGGGUGGGGGAUUCAGGAAGUGACAUUCCAAUUGAAACUCAGAUGUUGCUCAUGGAAGUGAAUAAAGGACCAGCUAACGCUUCUCCUUCUUAUAUCGUCUUUUUGCCUGUCCUUGAUGGUGAAUUCAGGAGCAGCUUGCAAGGGAACUCAUCUGAUGAACUUGAGUUCUGUGUGGAAAGCGGUGACCCUGCUACAGUUACUUCAGAGUGCCUAAAAGCAGUUUUUGUGAACCAUGGAAACCAUCCAUUUGAUCUGAUGAAAGAAUCCAUGAAGAUUUUGGAGGAGCAGACUGGAACCUUCACAGUCCGCGAAGCAAAACAGAUGCCUGGAAUGUUAGAUUGUUUUGGUUGGUGCACUUGGGAUGCCUUUUACCAAAAAGUAAAUCCCCAAGGAAUAAAAGAUGGUCUGAGAAGUUUAUCCCAAGGAGGCACUCCUGCAAGGUUUUUGAUAAUAGAUGAUGGCUGGCAAGAUACAAGUAAUGAGUUCCAAAAGGAAGGGGAACCGUUUGUUGAAGGGUCACAGUUUGGUGGCAGAUUAAUCAGUGUUGAAGAAAACAGCAAAUUUCGGAGAAACGAUGAAGCUCAGAGUGACGCUCCAGUUGAUCUAAAGCACUUUGUUUCUGAUAUAAAGUUCAAUUUUGGCCUUAAGUACGUCUAUGUAUGGCAUGCUUUAUUGGGAUACUGGGGAGGCCUUGUUCCAGAUGUAGAAGGAACUAAAAAAUAUAAUCCAAAAUUGACAUACCCAGUGCAGUCACCAGGAAACUUAGCAAAUAUGAGGGAUAUCUCAAUGGAUUGUAUGGAGAAGUAUGGUAUUGGAGUAAUUGAUCCUGCAAGAAUCUCAGAGUUUUAUAAUGAUCUACAUGGUUAUCUUGUUGCACAAAAUGUGGAUGGGGUUAAGGUUGAUGUUCAGAACAUACUGGAAACUAUUGCAACCGAUUUGGGAGGUCGAGUCUUACUCACCAGACAUUUCCAACAGGCACUUGAGGAUUCCAUAGCCACCAAUUUCCAUGAUAACAGUAUUAUCUGCUGCAUGGGUCAGAGCACAGACUCCAUUUACCACUCAAAACAGAGUGCUAUAACGCGAGCCUCUGAUGAUUACUACCCAAAAAAUCCAACCACACAGACAUUGCACAUAGCCGCUGUGGCAUUUAACAGCAUAUUCCUUGGUGAAGUAGUUGUCCCUGACUGGGACAUGUUCUAUAGCCUCCAUGAUGCAGCUGAAUUUCAUGCUGCAGCUAGAGCUGUAGGAGGUUGUGGAGUCUAUGUGAGCGACAAACCAGGCCAUCAUGAUUUCAACAUCCUGAAAAAGCUUGUGCUUCCUGAUGGAUCAGUUCUUAGAGCAAAAUAUCCUGGAAGGCCAACAAUAGAUUGUUUAUUCAGCGAUCCAGUUAUGGAUGGCGAGAGUCUUAUGAAGAUCUGGAACUUAAACGAAUGUACUGGAGUUCUUGGAGUCUUUAAUUGCCAAGGAGCAGGCAGCUGGCCUUGUCUGGAAAACGCACAUCAGAAAGAUGUGAGUGAAGAGAUUUCUGGAAAGGUAUCUCCUGCUGAUGUUGAGUACUUUGAAGAGGUCUCUGGGAAAUCCUGGACUGGAGAUUGCGCAAUUUAUUCUUUAAAUACAGGAUCUUUAACUCGAUUACAGAAGGAAGAAGAAUUUGAUAUUUCUUUAAAAACUCUGCAAUGUGAUGUCUUUACCAUAGCACCAAUCAAGGUUUACAAUCAGAAUAUUGAAUUUGCAGCGAUUGGAUUAAUAAACAUGUACAAUUCUGGGGGAGCUGUGGAGUCAAUUGAGCAGUCUGGUGGCGGAAUAGGCAUCAGGGGGAGAGGGGAAGGUAAGUUUGGUGCAUACUCCAGUGUAAAGCCAAAAUCUUGCUUGGUAAACUCCAAACAAGUGGGAUUUACAUUUAGAGAAGAAGACAAUCUUGUGAUAGUGACAAUUCCCUCUGGAGCCGGUGAUUGGGACAUUGAGAUUUCUUAUUGAGGCAUUGCAAGUGUUUUAUAAAGUUAUCCAUGGAACUGAAAUAUCACUGAAUUAAAUUUAAUAUCUCAUAAUUUUAGAGA